GGGAGACAAAGUGCAUAGGGAUCGGCAAGAAGCAAUCAAAACAGUCUUAAACGUCUCACGAAAUAAAAUGAACUCAACAGCAAUUUGUCCAAUGCGUUACAAUAAUUUACCUAUUAGAGCUCGUGUUACAUGGAAAUCGGAGAUAACUCCGUAUCACAAUGACAACAAAACUGGAAAGGUCUUUCUGAUGAACCUUUUGGAUGAAUCUGGCCAAAUAACCGGCGUGGUGUUUGACGAUCUGUGCGAUACUUUCUACAAUCAGAUUCAAGCUGGCAACGUAUACUUAUUUUCCUGUUUUGAGAUGAUUCGAGCGAUAAAGGGCUUCAAAGUGGUGGAUAACCCGCAUGAAAUUUUAUUUCUUGAUAAUACAUCUGUAAAACUAUGUGCGGGGGUACCAAAUAUUCGUAAAAUAAUAUAUAACUUUGUGCCGCUCGACAAGAUUUCUAGAACUCCAAACCUGGAGCCAGUGGAUGUCAUCGGAAUCUGCGCUGAAGUUCACGAAAUUGAUGAAAGAGGUGGUCACUUGAUUCGCGAAAUUGAGCUUUUUGAUGACAGUGAAGCAAAUGUCACGCUAAAUCUUUGGGAAAAGGAGGCAUUUAACUUUGCGGGUCAACCCGGUGACGUAAUUCUUGUUAAGGGGGCACGUGCCCAGCUCCAUAACGGAGAAAUGAAAUUGAACGCCAGUUGGUACGCGUAUGUGCAGAUCAACCCUAAUAUUAGAGAAGCCCACGAGUUGCGGGGAUGGAUCGAAAACUAUUAAUAAAUUUGAUUAUCAAUUAUGUCAACAUAUACAUCUGUUUGUUCAAUAAAUUAUUGAAAUGCAAUAGCAAAAACUA
Drosophila ficusphila is the source of this 836-nucleotide messenger RNA. Its product is annotated as replication protein A 70 kDa DNA-binding subunit-like. The record is from RefSeq and is a predicted model, not a curated record. NCBI's taxonomy places the organism in Eukaryota, Metazoa, Arthropoda, Insecta, Diptera, Drosophilidae.